AUGACGUACGCUGUGAGCAUCGUUGUUGCUGGAGCUUCGGUCGCCGCGCUUGUGACCAACCCAGCGUAUUGCAAGAACGUGCUGCUCGGGAUAGUCAGAGCCAUGGGUGUUGGUGCUCCAGGAGGCAUAUGGAGGUUCAUUGCCAUUCUGCUGGCCCUGGCAAACCUGAAGAAUCUGCCAUUUGUGUGGCACAUACGCAUUUUCCGCGCCCUCAUCUACCACGUCUACUUCCAACCGACCCCAAUCCCACCGCACGCACUCUUCCAGCCUGUAAUCACAUCGACCCGCACCCCGCUCCUCGAAACAGACUACAACCUGCACAAAUCGAACAGCACUUACUUUGCCGACAUGGACAUAUCGCGAACCCACCUCUUCACAGCCAUCAUCCGCAACGGCAUCAAGAAGAACAGUCGUCUGUACGGCGCCCGCAAAUCUCAGCUCGACGGCGCAACCGGCGCCACGGACGGCACGCGCGGGAGCCACAUCAUCGCCCUGGGCGGCAUAGUGUGUAAUUUCAAGCGCGAGAUUCUGCCGUACCAAAAGUUCGAAAUGUGGACUAGGCUGCUGUGUUGGGACAGGAAGUGGUUUUAUCUCGUCACGCAUCUGGUCAAACCUGGGGUUGGCAAGCCCGAGAGCUGGUCGCUGCAGCCGUGGAGGAAGACAAGGAAGCCGUCCAAGGAUGUCACCGAGGAGGACUUGCUGAAAGCCGUAUAUGCGACAGGUAUUGCCAAGUACGUUAUCAAGAGGGGAAGGAUCACUGUGCCUCCUGAGCAGGCGCUCAUGGAUGCGGAUAUGGUUCCUGCGAAGCCAGACGGCUGGAUCUGGCAGGGUGCUGAUGCGAACGGGCAUGCGAAUGGUCUACUACCUAAGCUUGAUGAAGGGACAGAAUGGAAUUGGGACAUUAUUGAGGCUGAGAGGCAGCGUGGGUUGAAGAUCGCACAGAAAUUCGCCGAGAUGGACGGCAUGCAUGAGUACUUCGAUGGUGGCAAGAAGGGUGCGCUGGGCGAGUAUCCAGAUCUGCUGUUCUAG
Molecule: messenger RNA, 1029 nt
Organism: Ascochyta rabiei
Lineage: Eukaryota; Fungi; Ascomycota; Dothideomycetes; Pleosporales; Didymellaceae
Exons: 2
Coding region: 1-1029 (342 amino acids)
Source: RefSeq, a predicted model, not a curated record